Molecule: messenger RNA, 650 nt
Organism: Notechis scutatus (mainland tiger snake)
Lineage: Eukaryota; Metazoa; Chordata; Lepidosauria; Squamata; Elapidae
Source: RefSeq, a predicted model, not a curated record
GUGACGAUGAAGACGAUGACUCGGGCGAGGACCGCCUUCCUUCCUGCUUCGACUACAUCAUGCAUUUCCUCACCGUCUUCUGGAAAGUUCUCUUCGCCUUCGUGCCGCCCACCGAGUAUUGGUGUGGCUGGGCUUGCUUCCUGGUCUCAAUCUGCCUUAUCGGGGUGCUCACCGCCCUCACUGGGGACCUGGCCUCUCACUUCGGCUGCACCAUCGGCCUCAAGGACUCGGUCACGGCGGUGGUGUUCGUGGCGCUGGGUACCUCCGUGCCCGAUACCUUCGCCAGCAAGGUGGCCGCCAUCCAAGACCAGUACGCCGAUGCUUCCAUCGGUAACGUGACGGGCAGCAAUGCGGUGAACGUCUUCCUGGGCAUCGGGGUGGCCUGGACCAUCGCCGCCAGUUACUGGGCCAGCCAGGGGAAGCCCUUCGAGGUUCAGCCAGGCACCCUGGCAUUUUCCGUCACCCUCUUCACCAUCUUUGCCUUCAUCAGCAUCGCGGUGCUGUUGUACCGGCGCCGGCCUCCGGUGGGGGGCGAGCUGGGAGGUCCCCGAACCCCAAAACUGCUGUCCACCCUGCUUUUCAUCAGCCUCUGGCUGGUCUACAUCCUCUUAGCGGCUUUGGAAGCCUAUUGCCAUAUCGAAGGUUUCUGA